CUUAAGUGGAAUUUAAAAAAUAAUUGACUAGCUUGACAAACCUGAAAUGAGCACGACGCAACCAGCGGCUGGCGACGCAAUGCAAUCAUCGACUGAUGCGGGCAAAGAUGGCACACGUAAAUACACAGCACCCCAACAGAAGCAGCAGCAGGAAUCACUGGGAACAGGAGCAGGACUUGAAGCAGCAACGGGAGCAACCAAUCAGACCACAUCCUUCACCAUAAAUGGCAACAAUCCUCAACCGACGACCAAUACUCCCAGCAAGAAUCCCUUCAAGCAACAACUGGAGAGCAGUCAGCAGAAUGGCAACACAGUGGACACAGAAUGUGGCAUCAUGGGUCUGGGCAAGGAGCAACUGCCACCAGUGCCACCCUAUAUUCCACGACCAAUGACAGCUGGACAACAGCCACCGCCGGAUCCAUAUCGGCAAGAGGAUCCACGAGCUGCUGGCACCUGGUCAGCGGCCAAAUCAUGGAUGGUCAGCUGGCGUGGCUCCAAUCGUCUAGUGCUGGUCAUCGUGGCCAUUGCCCUGCUCCUGGACAACAUGCUGUUAACGACUGUCGUACCCAUCAUACCCGAGUUUUUGUACGACAUUCGACAUCCGGACGCACCACUCGACAGUUUCCCCCGCACACCGCUCACCCUGCACACUCCGCCACCGCCAACACAAAAUCCCUGUCCGUGCAAGGAAAACGACAAUGAGGUGGCGACCCCGAUCGAGGAAUCCACAUUCAGCUCCGAAGAUAACUUCACUUAUUAUCGCGAGCUGGAGGCACGGCACAAUGAACUGGUCGGCGAAACGGUUGAAGUGGGUCUCCUAUUUGCCUCCAAGGCAAUUGUACAGCUGCUGGUUAACCCGAUUGUGGGACCCCUAACGCAUCGAAUUGGCUACAGUAUACCGAUGUUUGCCGGCUUCGUCAUUAUGUUCCUGUCCACGAUAAUUUUCGCCUUCGGUCGCUCAUAUUUGGUACUCUUCAUAGCACGCGCUCUUCAGGGCAUCGGCUCGUCCUGUUCCUCCGUCUCUGGCAUGGGCAUGUUGGCGGAUCGCUUCACCGAUGAUAAGGAGCGCGGAAAUGCCAUGGGUAUUGCAUUGGGUGGCCUGGCGCUGGGCGUGCUCAUAGGUCCACCUUUUGGCGGUGUUAUGUAUGAAUUCGUUGGAAAAUCUGCGCCGUUCUUGAUCCUUGCUGCACUGGCUCUGGGCGAUGGAUUGUUGCAGCUGUUCAUGUUGCAGCCAUCGAUACAAAAGGCCGAGACAGAGGAACCACCUUCCCUGAAGAGUUUGAUCAGUGAUCCGUAUAUUUUGAUAGCUGCUGGUGCAAUAACCUUUGCUAAUAUGGGCAUUGCCAUGUUGGAGCCAUCGCUACCACUGUGGAUGGUCGAUAAUAUGGGCGCAACCCGUUGGGAACAAGGCGUGGCAUUUUUGCCAGCUUCCAUUAGCUAUUUGAUUGGCACGAAUCUAUUUGGACCGUUGGGACACAAGAUUGGACGGUGGUUUGCCGCCUGUCUGGGAUUGGUCAUCAUUGGUGCCUGCUUGAUCUUCAUACCCAUGGCCACCUCAAUCGUGCAUCUGAUUAUUCCCAAUGCCGGCUUGGGCUUUGCUAUUGGCAUGGUGGACUCUUCGAUGAUGCCGGAGCUAGGUUAUCUGGUGGACAUACGUCACUCGGCGGUAUAUGGUAGUGUCUAUGCCCUGGGAGACGUUGCCUUCUGUGUGGGCUUUGCUGUGGGACCAGCGCUAUCGGGAUCACUUGUCAAGUCUAUUGGAUUCGAGUGGAUGUUGUUUGGCAUUGCCAUACUCUGCUUCCUGUAUGCCCCACUAUUGAUCCUGCUGAAGAACCCGCCGACCAGCGAUGAGAAGAAGUCUUUAAUCCAUGGACGCGAUCGCUCGCAGGUACGUUAUGUGACCUAUCAAAAUUACGAUGACGACGAAUAAAAUUG
Messenger RNA from Drosophila innubila, 1935 nucleotides. RefSeq names its product synaptic vesicular amine transporter (gene Vmat). Gene Ontology annotation, biological process: xenobiotic transport; aminergic neurotransmitter loading into synaptic vesicle; transmembrane transport. Bases 47 to 1930 code for a protein of 627 amino acids. Lineage: Eukaryota; Metazoa; Arthropoda; Insecta; Diptera; Drosophilidae. The record is from RefSeq and is a predicted model, not a curated record. The transcript has 8 exons. Gene Ontology annotation, cellular component: synaptic vesicle membrane; terminal bouton. Gene Ontology annotation, molecular function: xenobiotic transmembrane transporter activity; serotonin:sodium:chloride symporter activity.